AGAGUACUGUCUUAUACACUUGAAAAUGGGCAGGUCUCCUUGCUGUGACGAGAGUGGCCUCAAGAAAGGUCCCUGGACCCCUGAAGAAGAUCAAAAACUUGUCAAAUAUAUCCAAAAACAUGGCCAUGGAAGCUGGAGAGCCCUCCCUAAACUUUCUGGUCUUAAUAGAUGUGGAAAGAGUUGCAGGUUACGUUGGACAAACUAUUUAAGGCCAGAUAUCAAAAGAGGGAAAUUUUCUCAAGAAGAAGAACAGACAAUUCUAAAUCUCCAUUCCGUCCUUGGCAACAAAUGGUCUGCAAUUGCAAGCCAUCUACCGGGUCGGACCGAUAAUGAAAUCAAGAAUUUCUGGAACACUCACCUGAAGAAAAAGCUCAUUCAAAUGGGUUUUGAUCCCAUGACUCACAGGCCUCGCACCGAUAUCUUCUCAAGCUUGCCUCAUCUUAUAGCCCUAGCCAACCUGAAGGAGCUCAUAGAUCACCAUUCAUUGGAAGAACAUGCUCUGAGACUACAAACAGAAACAGCACAAAUGGCAAAACUUCAAUAUUUGCAAUAUCUCCUUCAACCUCAACCUCCUGCAGCUUCUAAUACUGCAACAAGCUCAAACAACCUAAACAAUAUCGGUACUCUUAGUGACAUCGAAGCCUUUAAUCUCUUGAAUUCACUUGCUUCACUCAAGGAUAGCCCAGUGUCAAGUUUAUCCCAGUUGGAUUUACCGGCUUCCUCUCUUCAAGGGAUCAAUGAUUCAAUCCACUUCUCCCAUUUGCCUGACUUACAAAUCCCUUGCAACUAUCAAACACCACCAACCAAGGGCAUGGCUCAAGCUCCUGAGUUAACAGUGUUUAGUCAAGGAGAGAACUCGCCCAUUUCUCCAUUUCAGUUUCCUUCAUCUUCAACUCCAUUUCCUCCUUCUGCAGUUCCACCUGUAACACAGAUAUCUAGCAUGGUCAACAACUUGGGAGAUGCCUCUAGUACUUCAAGCUAUGGAGAAGAAGUUCCUUCAGUUUGGCAUGACCUCCUUGAAGACCCUUUGUUUCAUGAUAUUGCUUAGCUUAAAUUUUCAUAUAUGUGAAAAAGGUUUGGAGUUUCACCACCACUUCACUGUGUAAUAACACAACAUAUAUACACUGUUUGUAGCUGUAUGUAUACUUUAGGACAUUGCACUCAUCAUGGUAGAUAGAUUUACAUGCAUGUUUUAUAAUUUAAGCAGAGGCUUUCAUCAUGGAGUGUUACCAACCAUUUAUAUGCAAUUGAGAGACUGAUUUUACUGAAAGAUCUCAUCU
This is a messenger RNA of Populus euphratica (Euphrates poplar), 1280 nucleotides long. Its product is annotated as myb-related protein 308-like. NCBI's taxonomy places the organism in Eukaryota, Viridiplantae, Streptophyta, Magnoliopsida, Malpighiales, Salicaceae. The transcript is spliced from 3 exons. The coding region runs from base 26 to 1048 and encodes 340 amino acids. The record is from RefSeq and is a predicted model, not a curated record.